This is a messenger RNA of Eurypyga helias (sunbittern), 1054 nucleotides long. It is a transcript of the gene CALHM5, whose product is annotated as family with sequence similarity 26, member E. Bases 131 to 1054 code for a protein of 307 amino acids. The transcript is spliced from 2 exons. Gene Ontology annotation, molecular function: monoatomic cation channel activity. The record is from RefSeq and is a predicted model, not a curated record. Lineage: Eukaryota; Metazoa; Chordata; Aves; Eurypygiformes; Eurypygidae.
CAGUGCGUAUGCAGGCAGGCUAGCAGCAGGCUGGUCUCCUCCUGGGGAGCUCUCCCCAGCUACACCGCCAAGGCUGCUGUGGCCGAAGAUAAAAGCCUCUUGGUUUUUACCUCUUUAGUGAGUAUCGAACAUGGAUGGUUUCCAAACAAUCCUGAAAUUCUUUAUGAACCGGAAAACCGCUAUAGGGUACAGUUUCAUGGCGCUGCUGACAAUGGGAGGUGAACGCGUAUUUUCUCUUGUUGCUUUCAGAUGCCCCUGCAGCGAUGAAAACUUCAGGUAUGGCUUGGUAUUUCUCUUCUCUCCAGCUUUUGUUUUGCUGGUUAUUGGAUACUUCUUGAACAGCAAGACCUGGAAACUCUUUACAGGCUGCUGGGUGAAUCCCAGAAAAAUAUUCCCCAGGGGGAAUAUCUGCCGUUUCUUUUAUGUCUUUGGACAAAUCACUUUAAACGCUCUGGUAGCCCCAGUGAUGUGGCUUUCUGUGGCUUUGCUCAAUGGGACUUUUUACGAAUGUGCCAUGAGUGGCUUGAAAAAUCCUGCCUACUUACAUGCAGUUUGCCACAGCAAAUCUGCAACAUGCUUUGAAGAGCUACACAAGGUAGCCUGUGACAAAAGCUCCAUGCCCUUUUCAGAGAGCGACGAACUGAAACGAACUCUUCAAGCACAGUCUCAGAUUUUAGGCUGGUGUGUGAUAGUCACCACAGCUCUUCUCUCCCUGCUAACCACUUGCUGUGCCAGCUGCCAGUCCAAAGUCAGCCACCUCCAGCUGAUGUUCUGGAGGGUGUACGCGGAGAAGGAGAAGGAGCAACUGGAGCAGAUCUUCCAGGUGUAUGCCACCAGACUGAGCGAGCGAAACCUGAAGUGCUUUUUUGAGAACAAGGAACCAGAAGCGAUUCCCCUGCCAGCUUUUCAGGCAUGGGAAGAUGCUUCCCAGCUCUACUCCUUCAGCAGUAGCAAACAGCAUUAUAGCACAAUUCACAGGCUAGUUGAAGAAGGACAGAAAGAAACCAGUGAGGAAAGAGAGACAGUGCUGGACUUUGUAGACAGAAGGGUAUAA